Nerophis lumbriciformis (worm pipefish) is the source of this 3165-nucleotide messenger RNA. RefSeq names its product sushi domain containing 6 (gene susd6). Lineage: Eukaryota; Metazoa; Chordata; Actinopteri; Syngnathiformes; Syngnathidae. The record is from RefSeq and is a predicted model, not a curated record. Gene Ontology annotation, biological process: DNA damage response.
ACGGAGUAGCCAUGGAAACCACGCGAGAGCGAGGCAGCUGCUGGAGUUCUCACACAGCGAGUGUUUCCGCUCACCUCCAAUAAAGAAGUGACGAGCCGAGGACGACGAACAACGAAGCUCGGGGAGGAGAAAAAAAAACAGACGACAAAGACGGAACCAUUUGUCGAUAUUUCGACACCUUUUCCGUCGUGUGUGUCCCCGCUUAACGCUUCAUGCUUCGAAUGUGAGACGGGAGAGGGGGGACUCGCUGCUGGGAACCUUUUGUCGACAGGUUAAGCCGUAGAGGACUCUCGCCGGCCGUCGGAGGAAAACAUGUGCAAUGGAAUGGUAGCGUUUCAGACGAGAGACCCUUCCUCUUCCUCCUCUUCCCUCGCAGGCAGGCUGGCCUUCCCUGCGCUCCUCCUCCUCUUCACUGUGCUCCCUCAUGGCCGCGCAUCAGGUUGUGCGCGGCCUUCUGAUGUGCAGAAUGGAGACCUGCUUAACCAGACCGAGGCCAACAGGGACUCCUUUCCUCCGGGCACUGUUCUGACCUAUGGCUGUGAGCCUGGAUACACUGCAGACGGCCCUACCAGCAUCACCUGUGCCGAUUCUGGUUCUGGAUCCUGGUCCCAUCAACCACGCUGCGUUCGGAGCAAUGUGUGUUCGCCCCCCACUGAACCGGAAAAUGGCGGCUACCGCUGUCACCCGCCGUCCUGCCACCACCUCACCCACAAGACCGUCAUCGAGUACUUCUGUGACGAGGGCUACGCUCUGAAAGCAGACUACAAGUUCCUCACCUGUCUGAACGGCGAUUGGGACGCUCCCAUGCAGAUUAGCUGUCGACUCACGCAAGACAAGGAGCCAAGCUCCCCUCUUGGCAUACCUGCUCUGUCUAUUGUGGCGUCCACUGCGAGCUCAGUGGCACUCAUCCUGCUUUUAGUUGUGCUGUUUGUUCUCGUGCAGCCAAAACUCAAGUCGUUCCAUCACAGCAGGAGGGAGCAAGGAGUCUCAGGCCAGUCUGGUUCCAUCAUGGUCGAGGGCGUUCAGGUGGCACUGCCUUCCUACGAAGAGGCUGUGUAUGGAAACGGUUCGGGCCCACCUCCUCCUCCGCCGCCUCCCCUGGCUCCUCCCGAGUCCAGAGUUCCAAUCGUUCUGUCCGAGGGACUCCCUCAGGGGGCCGCAGGAGGCCAAGGCUCUAGCCGAAGCCGCCAGCAUAGAGACUUAGACUUCUGUCUCCCAUCCACCUCGUCCUCGUUCCCCUCCCACCAUCGUGCAGAGACUGUGCUUGUGCAUGAGGCCCCUUCAUCGUCCUCUUCUUCCUUAUCUUCGUGGGCUAGAGAGCACCCUGGGGGUGCUUGUGCAGCCCCUCUACCUCUACGUAGAGACUCCGAGAGCAGCGACCAGCACAGUCUUCUCUCCGUCACCUCUGCAGAUGACUUUUCUGACGAUAUUCCUCUGCUGAAGGAAGCAUGAAGCAGUCCCCUGUCUCCCUCUGCUGACCAGGACCGAGUGUGGCUGUCACCUCCCUCCCUCAAAAAAAAAAAACACCCCUCAAAGGCCAGCAGAGACAAGGACUAUGCCCCGGCAAAAAAAAAAACAAAAAAAACCAUCAUUGUCCGUUGCUAGCGACGCAGAGCAAAGCCAUCAGCCAGUACUUCCCGCAGGAGCGCCACAGGAUCUAAGUCGGAGCGUAAAAAUCCUUUGUAUCAAACAUAUUGAGUCAAGGCGGCGUGCUUCAGGCUCUGUAUCACCGUGCACAUGCUCCAUCGGAUGUUCCUGGCACCGCCGCGUCCUCACUUGUCUUCCCGCUCUACUUGAAGAGUUGUGAGUGACAGUUGGAUGUUGUCGGCCGUCUUUGAGAAUGCUGCAUGUUGGAUUUUUGUUUUUUGAUAUAUAUAUAAAUAUAUAUAUAUAUACAGUAUAGUGAUGUCUUUCACUGCACCGUGGCCCACUCUGAAUAACGCAUGAAGCCUCUUCUGUGUGUCUCUCUCGGCAUCCACAACCUAAGAGCUGCGUUGGAACUUUUUCCCCAGACCACAAAGAAGGCUUUUCUAUGCGCCCCACAUGGGAUUUCUUCUUUGGCAUGAGUAAGGAUUGUUGUUUUGCUUCCAAGGAGCAAUGAAGACGCAACCGGACUCGUACGCAAGAAGCGAGACACGGCGAUACGCCAGUUGGGAGGCUGAUUGGUCAUGACUUAAAACAAAAUAUCCUUUCCUGCUGUAUUUAUUGUGUCACUUUGUUUUGCUUUGGUGAGUCUGACUUGUGAGUGUAUGCAUCUUUGUGUGUGUGUGAGCAGGAUUUAGUAACAGCCCUCCCACCCCUCUGAAGAUAUAGUCUAUCUCCACGACAUCCCAUGUUGCUUGGCAUAUAAGAAAACACAAACAAUCAAGCACAUGCGUAUUAAUAAUCAAUAUUCAUCAUUUGUGGUGACUGGCGCCUCCCUGGAGUAAUGGCGGAAAACACCACACAAUUAUUGACAUAACUGCAACUGGUUGCAGUGAAAUAAAUAUGUUUUGUUGUCCCCAGCACAUAAUACAGUACCUUCCAGAGCCGAGAGAAUCAUGUUUUAUGUCGCCGCUCAGUGGCGACCACACACAUCUCCCUAGAAGGUCUUAAUCAUUUUUCAGUCGAACCCCAUGUGAGAUAUCUUGAUCUUUUGUGGCGCUUUUAUUAUUAUUGCUAACAGAAUGUUGCCUUACACCUGUACAUUGUUUUUUCUCCGUGUAUUAUCUUAAAGCAUCGGCAUUGGUUGUGUCUCACUAUUUGUUGUCCCUAAAGGCCUUACUCUAUUCUUUUCUAUUCUAUGCAUACAAUUGUUUAUUUAUCAGUCUUUUUUUGUUGUCCAUCUUUUUCUGUUCUCACUUUGGUUUCCAGCUACUGUGACAAUGAUUUUUAUGCGCCUCUAUAUGUUUCAUUAUUGCUUUACCUCCCCUUCUGCUACCUGGUGUUAAAAAAUAUUAUGGGGUUAAACUUUUAAAAGAAACAACUAAUGUUGUGUCCAGAGGCACUGUUGUACAGUGUUUAGUUCCUGAAAAUAACAGUCCACAUUUUGGUUUGAAUGCUUUCAGCUUCUGAUCUUCCCCUGUAAUGGCAGUGGGUGUGAGAAUAGUAAUUUAAUAUUUGUAAAAAGUUUAAUUUAAUUUUACAGUGUGUAUAUAACUUUCUAAUUAAAAGCUUUCUUUUGAA